UUGAUGAGAAUGGGCACCGAGUGCCUGGGUGCCUGGGAGUGAGCAGGCGAGAGGACCCAGCACUGUUGUGGACAGCCUCCGUUCAGUUAGCACCACUCCACGAGGGCUGAAGUAGAGAGGAAGCCAUUUGUUUAUGAGCUGAGAAGAGUGAGCAGGAAAAAUGCCAUUCUUUGCUCUUAAGGAUGAGACAAGCAUAAAAAGAGAGGCAGACAGGCAGACCAGAAGGAAGAGAUUGCUGACAAAAUCAUUGUCAGGAAAAGUGCCAGUGAAAUCACUCCACCUUAAAAGAUCUAUGUUCUGGUUUUGAGAACCUACUAUAUUGUAGACCUGUGCCAGAAGCCAGAAGAAGGCAAUGGGAAGAAUCAAAGAGAUUCUUGGCCCCAACCCUUACCAGACCCUGCCAUGCACAGGAAACAGUUAAACAAUGUGUCUGUCUCACCUGCAAAUGAUCAAGUGUUGGGUAUAAGCCAAGGAGCUGAGAGAGGGGGAGACCAGCGCAGGUCUGAGGAGCUGAGAAGGGAGGCUUACGUGAAGGGUAAGACUCGCAUGGGCCUGGCCGGUGGACAAGAUGUGGGAACUGCAUGGACAGUUAUGUGGAGGGGCAUUCCAUCCUGGCUGGAGAGUGUGUGAGGGGCAGUGGGAGAUUGGUGGAAAAGAUAUAGGCCACUGGUGUGGAAGGCUGGGAAGCCACGCUUCAGAUCGGAGAAAGUUGCUAAUCAGAGAAGCGGCGUUCUGGAGGUGGAAUUUAGAUAAUGGGCUGUGUGCAAUGUAAGGAUAAAGAAGCAACAAAACUGACGGAGGAGAGGGACGGCAGCCUGAACCAGAGCUCUGGGUACCGCUAUGGCACAGACCCCACCCCUCAGCACUACCCCAGCUUCGGCGUGACCUCCAUCCCCAACUACAACAACUUCCAUGCAGCCGGGGGCCAAGGACUCACCGUCUUUGGAGGUGUGAACUCUUCGUCUCAUACGGGGACCUUGCGUACGAGAGGAGGAACAGGAGUGACACUCUUUGUGGCCCUUUAUGACUAUGAAGCACGGACAGAAGAUGACCUAAGUUUUCACAAAGGAGAAAAAUUUCAAAUAUUGAACAGCUCGGAAGGAGAUUGGUGGGAAGCCCGCUCCUUGACAACUGGAGAGACAGGUUACAUUCCCAGCAAUUAUGUGGCUCCAGUUGACUCUAUCCAGGCAGAAGAGUGGUACUUUGGAAAACUUGGCCGAAAAGAUGCUGAGCGACAGCUAUUGUCCUUUGGAAACCCAAGAGGUACCUUUCUUAUCCGCGAGAGUGAAACCACCAAAGGUGCCUAUUCACUUUCUAUCCGUGAUUGGGAUGAUAUGAAAGGAGACCAUGUCAAACAUUAUAAAAUUCGCAAACUUGACAAUGGUGGAUACUACAUUACCACCCGGGCCCAGUUUGAAACACUUCAGCAGCUUGUACAACAUUACUCAGAGAGAGCUGCAGGUCUCUGCUGCCGCCUAGUAGUUCCCUGUCACAAAGGGAUGCCAAGGCUUACCGAUCUGUCUGUCAAAACCAAAGAUGUCUGGGAAAUCCCUCGAGAAUCCCUGCAGUUGAUCAAGAGACUGGGAAAUGGGCAGUUUGGGGAAGUAUGGAUGGGUACCUGGAAUGGAAACACAAAAGUAGCCAUAAAGACUCUUAAACCAGGCACAAUGUCCCCCGAAUCAUUCCUUGAGGAAGCGCAGAUCAUGAAGAAGCUGAAGCACGACAAGCUGGUCCAGCUCUAUGCAGUGGUGUCUGAGGAGCCCAUCUACAUCGUCACCGAGUAUAUGAACAAAGGAAGUUUACUGGAUUUCUUAAAAGAUGGAGAAGGAAGAGCUCUGAAAUUACCAAAUCUUGUGGACAUGGCAGCACAGGUGGCUGCAGGAAUGGCUUACAUCGAGCGCAUGAAUUAUAUCCAUAGAGAUCUGCGAUCAGCAAACAUUCUAGUGGGGAAUGGACUCAUAUGCAAGAUUGCUGACUUCGGAUUGGCCCGAUUGAUCGAAGACAAUGAGUACACAGCAAGACAAGGUGCAAAGUUCCCCAUCAAGUGGACGGCCCCCGAGGCAGCCCUGUACGGGAGGUUCACAAUCAAGUCUGACGUGUGGUCUUUUGGAAUCUUACUCACAGAGCUGGUCACCAAAGGAAGAGUGCCAUACCCAGGCAUGAACAACCGGGAGGUGCUGGAGCAGGUCGAGCGAGGCUACAGGAUGCCCUGCCCGCAGGACUGCCCCAUCUCUCUGCAUGAGCUCAUGAUCCACUGCUGGAAAAAGGACCCUGAAGAACGCCCCACUUUUGAGUACUUGCAGAGCUUCCUGGAAGACUACUUUACCGCGACAGAGCCCCAGUACCAACCUGGUGAAAACCUGUAAGGCCCGGGUCUGCGGAGAGAGGCCUUGUCCCAGAGGCUGCCCCACCCCUCCCCAUUAGCUUUCAAUUCCGUAGCCAGCUGCUCCCCAGCAGCGGAACCGCCCAGGAUCAGAUUGCAUGUGACUCUGAAGCUGACGAACUUCCAUGGCCCUCAUUAAUGACACUUGUCCCCAAAUCCGAACCUCCUCUGUGAAGCAUUCGAGACAGAACCUUGUUAUUUCUCAGACUUUGGAAAAUGCAUUGUAUCGAUGUUAUGUAAAAGGCCAAACCUCUGUUCAGUGUAAAUAGUUACUCCAGUGCCAACAAUCCUAGUGCUUUCCUUUUUUAAAAAUGCAAAUCCUAUGUGAUUUUAACUCUGUCUUCACCUGAUUCAACUAAAAAAAAAAAGUAUUAUUUUCCAAAAGUGGCCUCUUUGUCUAAAACAAUAAAAUUUUUUUUCAUGUUUUAACAAAAACCAAUCAGGACAGGUGUUUGUUUUUGUUUUCUUUUUUAUAAAUAUGAAUAUAUAUAAUAUAUAUGUCCCUGUACAUAUACAAUGUGGGUGCUAAUGUGGAGACUGUGGCCGGCCUGAGCCACCAAGCUGCGGGACCCAGAGGGAGGAUUUUACUGCAAGUCAGCAUCAAAGCACCGGUGUUAUUCUGAAAACACCAGUGGCCUCAUUUUUGGCUUUUGCAAAGCAUGAAUUUUUUCAUUUGGAUUGCACUUUCCUGGUUCAUGACUGUACUUGUAGGUGGUUGUUACUUUGACUCUUUUCAGGAACCACCCCCCAAGCUGAAUUUACAAGUUCUGUUAGCACUAUUUGCUUCAACUUACUGCGAUUUGUUCUCAAAACUUAAAAAUAAGCAAGCAAAUGGCUGAUACUACCAAGAGAACUGGAAGAUGGAUACCACACAAACUUCUUGUAUAAAAAUAUGAAUGCUGAAAUGUUUCAGACAUUUUUAAUUUAAUAAACCUGUAACCACA
Pan troglodytes (chimpanzee) is the source of this 3327-nucleotide messenger RNA. RefSeq names its product FYN proto-oncogene, Src family tyrosine kinase (gene FYN). Bases 753 to 2366 code for a protein of 537 amino acids. The transcript has 12 exons. Gene Ontology annotation, biological process: protein phosphorylation. The record is from RefSeq and is a predicted model, not a curated record. Gene Ontology annotation, molecular function: protein binding; ATP binding; protein tyrosine kinase activity. NCBI's taxonomy places the organism in Eukaryota, Metazoa, Chordata, Mammalia, Primates, Hominidae.